ACUUGCUGGUGCACUUGGGAGCACGGUUCUGUUGAGCGACCUGGUUUUGAGCAAGGUUUGCUUGCCCUCGCCUCACUUGCCCAACAGAUGGCCUCAUAUUCAAAUUCUGACUCAGACUUCAUUGAUCGUUUGGCUGCCAAACAAUCGUCUCCCGUCCACCAGGUUUAUGUCCUGGAGGUUUGUCUUGACGGAGUGCGGGGGCCCAAACUGGGACCGCCCAAAAGUAGAGGGCCGAGGUCGGACCAGCCCUGUCUGCAGAGGGAACGAAGAACUUUUGGGAAGAUGGUUUCACUGAAAUAUCCCUCCCUGGUGCCGGUUUCCUGCGCAGAGGCUCUGCUGGGUUUCAUCUUUGUGGCCGCCGCUCUCCUCGUCUUCCUGCUGGUUCGCCAGCUCGUCAAACAGAGAAGACCUCCGGGAUUUCCUCCCGGUCCAUCUCCCAUCCCUAUCAUAGGCAACAUUUUUUCUCUGGCCACCGAGCCGCACGUCUUCCUCAAGAAGCAAAGUGAAGUUCACGGACAGAUUUUCAGUCUUGAUCUGGGAGGCAUCAUGACUGUGGUACUAAAUGGGUACGACUGUGUCAAAGAGUGCCUUUACCAUCAGAGCGAGGUGUUUGCUGACCGUCCAUCACUGCCUUUAUUCAAGAAAAUGACCAAAAUGGGUGGGCUUCUUAAUUGUAAAUAUGGCAAAGGCUGGCUUGAACACAGGAAACUGGCCUGCAACUCUUUCCGUUACUUUGGCAGGGGCCAGAGGCAGUUCGAAAGAAAGAUCUUAGAGGAGUGCAUGUUCUUUGUCGAUGCCAUCGAUGAACACAAGGGAAAGCCCUUCAACCCCAAGCAUCUUGUGACCAACGCAGUGUCCAACAUCACCAACCUGAUAAUUUUCGGCCAGCGUUUUACCUACGACGACCGCAACUUCCAGCACAUGAUCGAGAUAUUCAGCGAGAACGUGGAACUGGCCGUCAGUGGCUGGGCCCUCCUGUACAACGCCUUCCCUUGGAUUGAAUAUCUGCCCCUCGGAAAACACCAGAAGCUCUUCCGCAACGCCGCAGAGGUUUACGACUUUCUGUCGGAAGUUAUCAAGGGAUUUUCAAAGGGCAGGGUGCCUCACGUACCACAGAGAGUGCACAGGGAGAUCGACAGUGUGCUGGUGAAUGGGCGGCAAGCCACGUUGGAGGACAAGCACAAGAUGCCCUACGUGGAGGCGGUCCUGCACGAGGUGCUUCGCUUCUGCAACAUCGUGCCUCUCGGCAUUUUCCGCGCCACCUCCCAAGACGCGAAAGUCAACGGGUACACCAUUCCCAAAGGCACCAUGGUGAUCACAAACAUCUAUUCGGUGCACUUCGACGAGAAGUACUGGAACGAUCCCGGAGUUUUCGAGCCCCAGAGGUUUCUCGAUAGCAGCGGCAACUUCGUGAGACGUGAGGCCUUCCUUCCCUUCUCCCUGGGGAGGCGCCAUUGUUUGGGGGAGCAGCUGGCCCGAAUGGAGAUGUUCCUCUUUUUCACCACUUUGCUGCAGAGGUUUCACCUCCAGUUCCCUCCAGGGGCUGUUCCAACCGUCGCUCCCAAAUUAGGAAUGACCUUACAGCCCAAGCCCUACUGCAUCUGUGCUGUGCGCAGGCAACAGAAACUCUCUUGCUCGGGAGACACGCCUUAAAACAUAAGAAGUCGAGUCUGGCGUGUGCUUUACAGUCUGUCCAAAGGAUCUUCUGUGACCCAUGUGCCUCUCUAUAUCCAAGCAUGCACAUCCAUGUUUAUUCAGCUACUAUUGAUUCUUUUUAGAAGUGGGCAAUAUGCAUGUUUGCACAAGACUUUUAAACUGCAGGGGGAGGCAACAGGUACCUAAAGGACAUCCUGGGAACACGAGUGAGCUAUUGAUUUGAUUCCCUGAGCUCCUGCACCCGGAAAAAUGAAAUGUCUGUGAACCUUGGCGCAUUGGUGAUGACUUGGGUCAAUGAUUUAUAGUAUGUACACCUACAAUGGUUCAUAGCCCUGCUGUCAUAGGACAGCCGCGGGCAGAUAAAUGACACGAGUGUUGGGUGAAAUGGGACUAGCAGACUUUCCAAGAAAGCUCUGAACACUGUGUAUUGGUGCUGGACGAUAGCCAUUUUUUUUUACAUCAUCUGGACUGACUCUGACCCCUUCUCCAGGGAUGGUGCUAUUUGGAAAAUCUUUCUAUUAGAAAGAAAAUGCAACCCUGAUGGACUUUAGAAAACCAACUAUGCAACACUGGUUUCUGCUAAAUGGUGCUUAUCAGUACUAACAAAGUACUUGCUGAGUUUUUUGUGUAUAAAGCAAACAUUUGUUUUUUGUCUUUUUUGCAAUUCUGGACAUACAUGUGGGGGUUUUUUUGUUUGGUAUAAAAAAAAUAUCAAAGGACUGAAAAACGUACCUGUUCCUCUUUUAGCUGUGGAUGGAUCUGAAAUGUAUGUUACCGUGUAAGCACAACAUAAACAUUUGAGAAAUGUGGUGGAUUGAGGACUCUGUAACAAAGUCAUUAGUUUUUUUGUAAUCUCAGAUUCAGUUCAUGGUUCGCACAGCUCUGUUGUGUUUACAUUUAUUAAAGAGGUGCUUCAGAUUUAUGUGAGUUGUUCAAGGUG
This is a messenger RNA of Menidia menidia (Atlantic silverside), 2596 nucleotides long. Lineage: Eukaryota; Metazoa; Chordata; Actinopteri; Atheriniformes; Atherinopsidae. The record is from the annotation of a GenBank genome assembly.